AAAAAAACACGAGUUCUCGUGGAUUAACUGCUAUUGUUGGAAGCAUGAGAAAUGUAAAAGCUCUUCUUCCUUUUCUCUUUCUCUUUCCUUCUUGCACUGCAAUCUCUACCAUUACUCCCACACAACCAAUCAAAGAGGGCCAGACCCUUCUUUCGCCCGGUGAGGUCUUUGAACUGGGAUUCUUCAGCCCUAGAACUUCCACAAACCGCUAUGUCGGGAUAUGGUACCACAGCGUCCCACCCCAAACGGUGGUUUGGGUGGCCAACAGAGAAAACCCACUUAAGGAUUCAUCUGGAGUUUUCGCGGUAAGUGGGGACGGCAAUCUAGCGGUUUUAGAUGGAAGAGGAAAGACUCUCUGGUCAUCAGGCACUUCCACCGCAUCGAACGAUACAACCGCAACGCUUGAAGACACGGGCAAUCUCAUUCUUAGGAUUGGAGAUUCAAAUAGUAGCAUCUUAUGGGAGAGCUUCGAUCAUCCAACGGAUUCGUUCCUGCCGCUGAUGAAGCUCAGGGCCGAUCUAAAGACAGGGAAGAGGACGAUUCUAACAUCUUGGAAGGGCGAAGAGGAUCCUUCCCUGGGGAGUUUCACUUUAGGCCUUGAGCUUCAUAUGAUACCACAAGUGCUAGUAUGGAAUGGGUCUGCCCGAUACUGGCGAAGUGGGCAAUGGAAUGGAAGGAUAUUCAUUGGGAUGCCGUACAUGUACAACGUCUACCUUAACGGUCCCAACUUGGUUACAGAUGAAGAGAAGAAGACAAUCGUCUACACAUAUUCUUACUACACUGAAGAAUAUACGAGAUUGUGGCUCGAGUGGUCAGGUGUGAUCAAGCGGACGAAUUGGAACCUACAAAAGAAGGAAUGGUCCAUUCCAUGGAUGCACAUGCGUACGAGGUGUGGCCUUUAUGGCCUGUGCGGGCCGUUUGGGAUUUGCAAGGAGUUGGGCUCGCGUAUAUGUGUAUGUAUGCAAGGAUUCCAGCCUAAGUCGAUUGCCGAGUGGAAUAGUGGGAAUUGGUCAGGUGGGUGUGUAAGAAAAGCCCAGUUGAAUUGUAGUAAUGAAGGAGGGAAAGGAGAUGGAUUUUUGACGAUUGGAGGGGUGAAAAUGCCGGAUUUUUCAGAUUGGAAGCGUGGCGUGAGUGAUGGAAAGGCCUGCGAAGAUGAUUGUCUGAAGAACUGUUCUUGUAUUGCCCACGCCUUUGUUAGUGGAAUCGGGUGUAUGAACUGGGGUGGAGAUUUGAUGGAUAUUGAAGAAUUCAGCUCUGGUGGAGAGAAUAUUUACAUCCGUCUUGCAGAUUCCGAACUCGGUGGAAAGAGAGGACUUAAGGCAAUUAUCAUUGUAGUAAUUGUGGUUUUAGGAGUAGUUAUUAUUGUUGUGUGCGCCUGCAUUUAUAGGAGGUGGACCACUAAACAAAGAGAUUCAGUAAGGAAGAUAAAAUGGCAGGAAAUGACGUUAUUUCAUAUGGGCCGGAAUCUAGAUGCACUCGGAAACUCUUCGGAUGCUGAUAUACGGAGAGAUGGUGGAAACCAAACACAAGGCCCCGAAUUACCCAUUUUCGAAUUUAGGAUGAUAGCAAAGGCAACACAGCAUUUUAGUGAUGCAAAUAAACUUGGAGAAGGAGGUUUUGGUCCUGUUUACAAGGGCAAGCUCCCAGAUGGACAGGAAAUAGCAGUGAAAAGGCUUUCCAAAACCUCUGGGCAAGGAUUACAGGAAUUCAAGAACGAGGUUAUGCUGAUUUCCAAACUCCAACACAGGAAUCUUGUUAGGCUCUUGGGUUGUUGCAUCGAACGAGAAGAGAAGAUUUUGGUAUACGAGUACAUGCCCAACAAGGGCUUGGAUUCCUUUCUCUUUGAUCCAAGCCACCAAUCAGUACUGGAUUGGGCCAAACGCUUCCGCAUUGUGGAAGGGAUUGCUCGAGGGCUUCUUUAUCUUCAUCGAGAUUCGAGAUUGAAGAUCAUUCACAGAGAUCUUAAGGCGAGUAAUAUUCUACUAGAUGGAGACUUGAAUCCAAAGAUAUCGGAUUUUGGCAUGGCAAGGAUCUUCGGAGGAGAUGAAAAUCUAGUAAGAACUAACAGGGUUGUUGGGACAUAUGGCUAUAUGUCCCCGGAGUAUGCCAUGGAAGGACGGUUUUCAGAGAAAUCAGACGUCUUUAGCUUUGGGGUCUUGUUGUUAGAGAUUGUGAGUGGUAAAAGGAACACUGGAUUUUAUCACCAUGAACACUCUCUAAGCUUGUUGGGUCAUGUGUGGCGAUUAUGGAACGAAAACAAGAUGUUGGAGAUGAUUGAUACUGCAUUGGGAGAGUCAUUUCCACAAUCUGAAGUGCUGAGAUGCAUCCAUGUGGGGCUCUUAUGUGUCCAACAGUUCGCGACUGACAGGCCAACCAUGUCUUCUGUAGUUUUCAUGCUAGAUAGCGAUAUUGCAAAUUUUCGUAAACCCAAACAGCCUGCAUUUACGGAAAGGAGAAGCCAGUCGGAAUCAGAUUCUUCAGAGAGGAGUCACAAAAAAUGCUCAGUAAAUGAAGUUACUGUUACAAUGAUCCACGGCCGAUAACAUAGAGAAAUGUGGUACCUACGUGGAACAGAUGAUUUCUAAUCUGACUCGCCACAAUGCCAUUGUAUCACAUUUGCGAGAGAUCCAGUCCAUUCAUCAAGUGACCUAUCCCAUUCGUGUAGCUGGCAAAAAAAAAAAAAACAGUCCAGUCACGUCAUCAGGUGGGCCACACAUGUUCAAAUACAAUCAUAUGAUUGGAAGUGUCCUCAUAUUGAAUAGCUAGGGUUGUUUGUAACACAAUUUUGUGCACCUGAGAUACUUGUUCCUUGAUGAGCUGUUCAAGUCAAUUUUCCAACUUUAUGUGGGUCACAAGCCAAUAAUUACGCUGCAAGAAUCUG
Messenger RNA from Magnolia sinica, 2881 nucleotides. Its product is annotated as G-type lectin S-receptor-like serine/threonine-protein kinase At1g11330. The transcript has 7 exons. The record is from RefSeq and is a predicted model, not a curated record. Bases 45 to 2543 code for a protein of 832 amino acids. Lineage: Eukaryota; Viridiplantae; Streptophyta; Magnoliopsida; Magnoliales; Magnoliaceae. Gene Ontology annotation, molecular function: protein serine/threonine kinase activity; ATP binding. Gene Ontology annotation, biological process: recognition of pollen; protein phosphorylation.